CUCGAUGUUUACAGAUUUUGUCUCGGAAUCAGUUCGUAUGCCAGCUCGUCAGUCAUUCCUAACGAACUGCGCCACUCGCGAGCUCAUCUUCUGUUGAAGAAUGGAAUGGUUUUUCUCUUGAAUUCGCAUGUGCAUUUGGAUCGGUGCAUUCUUCCGAGGCCUCCAAAUUGUGGCUUUGACGUGGCAUAACGUGGCUGUGACAGGGCGGGGGAAAAUUUACAGUUAUGGCUUGCGGUGUGUUGCAAUGUGUCGUCCGCUCGCUCGCGGUGGCUGCGCUCGUUCUGGCGAGCACAUCGUUCGCGGAAGCUGGGGUGCUCUUCAGCACGCUCGAUGAGUCGAUUAAUGUGGCUGUGGAAAUUCAAGGGCAGAAUGUGACGGAGGGUCCCGUGAAUCGGGUCGCCAAGGUCGGUGACGAUCGGCUGGUGGUGUCGUGGAAUUUGAACAGCUCGUUGAUGGGGCUCGGAGUGGAUAAAAACUACGUGAGCCUGAAGCUGAGGCUGUGCUUCGCUCCGAUCAGCCAGCUCGAGCGAGGGUGGAGGAAGACGAACGACGACUUGCACCGAGACAAGACUUGCACGAUCGUCAUCGCCAAUCAGAAGUACACGACGGACGGCAACAGCACCGUCUGGAGAAUUCCUAAGAACGUCCCUGGGGCCACGUACUUCGUCCGAGCUUAUGCGACGGACGAGCGAGGCCAGCAGUUGGCCUACGGGCAAUCCACGGACCAGUUGAAGACCAGCAACUUGAUUACCAUCAUUCCGAUUUCCGGAAGACAUGUUACAAUCGACAUAGCUUCUGGCGUGUUCUCUGUAUUUUCCAUAGCAUCCUUGAUCGCGUUCCUGGCCUCCGAGUUCGCGCAGACGAGUAACAGGUAAUGGACCUGAAGAAUUGUCAUUAGAUGCUGUGGAAGCUAAUUGCGCCGGGAGGGCUCGAUUACUGAGCCAGUACGGGCGUGAACUCUCGUAGCUUGAAAUCUGCCCGUGAGCUCAUGGUCCACUGACCAGCUCCAACUUCACAAUAGCGGCCUCUUAAUUUUGGAUGAAUGUGUGAACGUGGAUCAUCUCAUAUUGUGAAAUGAAGUUUCAAUCCUUCGUCUUCAUGAAGGGAAUGAUCUGUUAGAACCAAAUGGUUUGCCUCACUGUAAUAUAUCUUUAACUCAACUCGCUGUAGAGUAAGUCAUUACCAUUUCACUUGUAUUCUCGACCCCCGAGUAG
Marchantia polymorpha subsp. ruderalis is the source of this 1214-nucleotide messenger RNA. The record is from the annotation of a GenBank genome assembly. NCBI's taxonomy places the organism in Eukaryota, Viridiplantae, Streptophyta, Marchantiopsida, Marchantiales, Marchantiaceae.